Camarhynchus parvulus is the source of this 1314-nucleotide messenger RNA. It is a transcript of the gene PTGDR, whose product is annotated as prostaglandin D2 receptor. Gene Ontology annotation, biological process: positive regulation of cytosolic calcium ion concentration; inflammatory response; G protein-coupled receptor signaling pathway. Lineage: Eukaryota; Metazoa; Chordata; Aves; Passeriformes; Thraupidae. The transcript has 2 exons. Gene Ontology annotation, cellular component: plasma membrane. The coding region runs from base 217 to 1314 and encodes 365 amino acids. The record is from RefSeq and is a predicted model, not a curated record. Gene Ontology annotation, molecular function: prostaglandin D receptor activity.
GGUGCGCUCCGUCCAUCCCAUCGCAUCCCGCUGCGGGACAUCCAUCCCACCGCAUCACAUCCAUCCCAUCGCAUCCAUCCCAUCGCAUCACAUCCAUCCCAUCGCAUCCCCCCGGUGCGGUGCGGGCUUCAAUCCCAUCGACAUUCCCCGCAUCCCGGCGCGUCCCGAGGCGGAGCGGGGCAUCCCCGGCAGCGCAUCCCGGAGCGGGGCAAUCCCAUGGAGGCCGAGGGUUACCGCUGCCGCAGCAGCCGCCACAUCGAGAGCGGCCAGUCGGCCGUGCCCAGCUCGGUGCUGUUCUCCGCCGGCCUUUUGGGGAACGUGCUGGCGCUGCUGCUGCUGGGCCAGCACCGCCGCCGCUCCCGCUCCUCGCCCGGGGGCCGUCCGCCGCGGGUCUCGGCUUUCUACGUGCUGGUGACAGCCCUGGCGGUCACCGACCUGCUGGGCAAGUGCCUGAUCAGCCCCAUGGUGCUGGCAGCCUACGCCUACAACCGCAGCCUCAGCCAGCUGGGGCCGGCCGUGCGCGGCGAGGAGCAGCCGGGGGUGCUGUGCCAGCUCUUCGCCUUCCUCAUGGCUUUCUUCGGGCUGGCCCCCACGCUGCUGCUGCUGGCCAUGGCUCUGGAGUGCUGGCUGUCCCUGGGACACCCCUAUUUCUACCGGCGGCACCUGACCCGCCGCCUGGGCGCGGCGCUGGGGCCGGCGGCGGCGGGGCUGUGCGCGCUGUUCUGCGCGCUGCCGCUGCUGGGCUUCGGGGAGCCCAUGCAGUACUGCCCGGGCACCUGGUGCUUCAUCCGCAUGGCCGGCGGCGGGGCGGGCCGCCUGGGCUUCCCCGUGCUCUACGCCAGCCUGAUGGGCUUGCUGGUGCUGGCCAUCGUGGCGUGCAACGUGAGCAGCAUGCGGCAGCUGUACGGCAUGGCCCGCAGGCAGCCCCGCCGCGGGGCGCCCCCCGCUCCCGCCGCCGCCCCGCGCAUGGAGGAGCUCGAUCACCUCGUCCUGCUGGCGCUCAUGACCGUGCUCUUCACCGUCUGCUCCCUGCCGCUCAUCAUCCGUGCCUACAUGGGCGCUUUCGCUGCCGAUUUCAACGAGAACGCCGACCUGAGCGCGCUGCGCUUCCUCUCCGUCAACUCCAUCGUGGACCCCUGGGUGUUCAUCAUCUUCCGCACCUCCGUCUUCCGCUCCUUCGUGCGCCGCGUCUGCCGCCGCCUGGGCUCCCGCAGAGCCUCCCUGCCCCGCAAGGGCUCCGGCGCUGCCGGUGACAGCCGCUUCUGUCCCCCGGGCUGCCGCAGGACAGCUCCGCCGCCGCCCGGCAUCCCCUGA